AUGUCUUACGCUUCACCAAGCUCAUCGUCAUUGCCGCCAUCAUCAUCACAAAAUUCAAACAACAUAAUUCGCAAACUCGACGCGACAACUUUGAGAGCCACCACCAAUAGCGCGGCAUCGGCAAUAACGAACCCCAUUUUGCAGAGAUAUUUAUCGACUCCAAUUACAUUCAAGCCAGCGAAAGUCCAGGAAAAUCUAACCAAUAUAGACGAAUUACCUUCUUCCUACAUUAUUUUAUCCAAAGAAGAGCGCAGCGACAUGAAAAUGAAGGAUCAAACUCAGAACCAAAGUGGUGCAGAGGGGAAACAAGGCUCUUUGCCGAAACGGAAAAAUGCCAAUACUAUAAGGCCGACAUCUUUAGCUGAUGCUGUUGCAUCUUAUAGUGGGAAUAAGUAUGAGAGACCCAGAGACAAGAAAAGGAAGAGAAAAUUCGAGGAAAUGCUGCGAAAGGAAGCCGAGGUUGCUGCAGAACAGCACCAAGAACAACAACAAGAGGAAGAAGAAGAAGAUGAUGAGGUAAAGGCGACGGCGGUGGCACACAAGGAGAAUGUUGACGAAGUGCCGGAAGAGCAGCCCUCUCCAAAGAAAGCGAGAAGUCUAUGGGGGUCCUUGAAAUCUCUCUUUAGUGCAACGCCCUCAGGAGAUGAUGACGAUGAAGGAGAAGAUGUCGGUGAGGAGUUUGUGGAAGGAGAAGAUGUUGUCGAAAAGCCCCUGCUAAAAGGAUUCAGCUUGUUGCAGAAACCUGAAGAAACCGGAGAUGAACAAUCGUCGCCGGGGGAAAUAUACGAGGAGAACUCGCCGUUUACUGGAUUUAGUGAAGCGGAGAAAAGUGACACUAAUGAAGUACAGCCGAGGGAAAAUGAGUUGAGUAGUGAAGAAGAAGAAGAAGAAGAAGAAGAAGAAGAAGAAGAAGAAGAAGAAGAGGAUGAUGAGGAUGAUGAGGAUGAUGCAGAGUACAAAAUUGGCGACGAUGGUGAAGAAGAGGAUGAAGAUGACGAGGAAGAUGACGAGGGAGACGACGACGAUGAAUCGUCGGUGCUGAAAAAAUCAAGCAAAUUGGAAGCGUUGGAGGAUGAAGAUGCAGAUAUACAGAAAUUGAGACACGAUUUGAAGUUGGACGAGAUUUUGAAUGGCGAUACACGUAGCCCGAGUGUAUCCGCUUCCGAUGGGAAUCAAGCCGAUGAAGAAGGAGAAGAAGAAGAAGAAGAAGAGGAGGAGGAGGAAGAGGUGGAUGAAGAUAAAGUUAGGGACGAUGGAGUUGUAGCGAAGCGUGGCGCAGCCAUUAACAAUAACAUUUCCUUACCGCCCGUGGUCAAGGGGAGCUCAACACCACCCACGUCACCAGAUGACAAGGAGAGAAACAACUUGGACAAGAUUUCUGCAUACUUCAACCUUAAUGAAAACCCACUGGAUAGAGGCUCCAAUGGAUCACAGCGAAUCUACAAGAAUUGGAGGGAAAUGCAACUGUUUAAACCACCAUUGGGUUUGCUCAACGGCGGAGUCACGUGCUACAUGAACUCCGCGAUACAAUCUCUUAUUCACAUUCCCGCAGUACAACAUUAUCUCAAUGGCGUGUACCAGGGACAAGUACCUGAUCUCAAGCCCCGUUCAAUCACCCAAGUGUUGGCUGAAUUGUCCAAGAGGUUAUGGUCUCCCAAGAGUGAAAAAGUCAUGUAUGUCAACCCCAAGAAAAUUAUUCUGCGAUUAGAUGAAAUCAAUUGUAUGAUGAGCCAAUGGCAACAAGAAGAUAGCCACGAGUAUUUCAUGAGUUUAAUGUCGAGAUUGCAAGAAGAUAGCACUCCACUGGGCCGCAAGUUGAACGAAUCGAUAAUCUAUGAUAUCUUUGGCGGAUUGUUGAAUCAAAAGAUUACAUGUUUGAAAUGUGGUAAUGUCUCAAUCACAAAACAAGAAUUUUACGAUUUAUCCUUGGGUUUGAAUAAGAGAAAAUUACCACCACCAUUACCACCAUCAACAUCAGCAUCACAAUCAGCACAAUCAGUGCAACCAAUUUCGGCUUCAGCACCAACACCAUCUAAUGGGGGAGUGUCAUCGCCCAUGCCGAUCUCAACCAACAAAUUAUCAAUUGAAAAAUCCAUACAUGAUUUCUUCUCCAACGAAACCAUCAAGAAAACCGACUCGGAUCAAAAAUCCGGUUACUAUUGUGAACAAUGCAAGGAUUUCACCCACGCCAACAAGAUCUCCAAGAUCUCGACUAGUCCCGAGACAUUAACCGUUCACUUGAAGAGAUUCAAAUUCAACGGCAACUCCUCGAGCAAGAUGAAACAACUGAUCAACUACUCCAAGUACUUGGACUUGUCGCCGUAUAUGGACAACCACAACGCGCCAGCUAAAUAUAGACUUAUCGCGGUGAUUGUGCACGAAGGAAGAUCAAUCUCCUCGGGGCAUUACAUCACGCAUGUGUUGCAGCCGGAUGGCGAAACCUGGCUGACUUAUGAUGACGAGUACGUCAAUGUUAUCGACGAGAGGAAAGCUUUGAGUGAUCCCAAUGCCUAUGUUUUGGUUUAUACUAAAUUGACCCCGAAAGUGGGGGCUGCCUCAUGA
Messenger RNA from Lodderomyces beijingensis, 2562 nucleotides. NCBI's taxonomy places the organism in Eukaryota, Fungi, Ascomycota, Pichiomycetes, Serinales, Debaryomycetaceae. The record is from the annotation of a GenBank genome assembly.